AUGUGCUUCGCAAUUAUGUGUCUGCGGGGAAUCGGAAGUGCAAUUUGUUGCUGCUGCAAAUUGGGACUAAAGAUUCUUUGCAUACUUGCGUUUUCCUUUGUCGGAAUUAUAAUCAUAAUAGCUUUGGUCGUCUACUUUUGUUUCUUCUUCAACAAAUCUGAUGAGACGACAACGGUGCAGGAUUCUGAUCCUACUAAGAGCACUACUUUGGAGGAGGACACUUUAACAACCGCAUCGGAUGCCAAAGAGCUUGUUAGAACAUUUCUCCAUAGGCUAGUAGAUAGAUUAUAAUAUGCCAUUUAGCUAUGUAUUAAUAUUCAUAUUAUAUUUUUAUUUGUAUAAAUAAGAAUGUAAUAUUUAUACAUAUUAAUACAAUCAAAAU
Messenger RNA from Drosophila ficusphila, 382 nucleotides. RefSeq names its product protein midgut expression 1. The coding region runs from base 1 to 291 and encodes 96 amino acids. The transcript is spliced from 2 exons. The record is from RefSeq and is a predicted model, not a curated record. Lineage: Eukaryota; Metazoa; Arthropoda; Insecta; Diptera; Drosophilidae.